This is a messenger RNA of Pan troglodytes (chimpanzee), 742 nucleotides long. RefSeq names its product ring finger protein 114 (gene RNF114). Lineage: Eukaryota; Metazoa; Chordata; Mammalia; Primates; Hominidae. Gene Ontology annotation, biological process: protein polyubiquitination; ubiquitin-dependent protein catabolic process. The transcript is spliced from 6 exons. The record is from RefSeq and is a predicted model, not a curated record. The coding region runs from base 34 to 660 and encodes 208 amino acids. Gene Ontology annotation, molecular function: ubiquitin protein ligase activity.
GGCCGCCGUUGCGCGGCGCAGAGCGGCAGCAAGAUGGCGGCGCAACAGCGGGACUGCGGGGGUGCUGCGCAGCUGGCGGGGCCGGCGGCGGAGGCUGACCCCCUAGGACGCUUCACGUGUCCCGUGUGCUUAGAGGUGUACGAGAAGCCGGUACAGGUGCCCUGCGGACACGUCUUUUGCUCUGCAUGCCUGCAGGAAUGUCUGAAGCCGAAGAAGCCUGUCUGUGGGGUGUGUCGCAGCGCUCUGGCACCUGGCGUCCGAGCCGUGGAGCUCGAGCGGCAGAUCGAGAGCACAGAGACUUCUUGCCAUGGCUGCCGUAAGAAUUUCUUCCUGUCCAAGAUCCGGUCCCACGUGGCUACUUGUUCCAAAUACCAGAAUUACAUCAUGGAAGGUGUGAAGGCCACCAUUAAGGAUGCAUCUCUUCAGCCAAGGAAUGUUCCAAACCGUUAUACCUUUCCUUGUCCUUACUGUCCUGAGAAGAACUUUGAUCAGGAAGGACUUGUGGAACACUGCAAAUUAUUCCAUAGCACGGAUACCAAAUCUGUGGUUUGUCCAAUAUGUGCCUCGAUGCCCUGGGGAGACCCCAACUACCGCAGCGCCAACUUCAGAGAGCACAUCCAGCGCCGGCACCGGUUUUCUUAUGACACUUUUGUGUGGUAACUACCCAAGCCAGAAACCUGGGAGGCCUCUUCCUCCCUCACAUCCGUGCAGGCCACCUCUGUCUAAGUAUCAGCUGAGUCCU